Molecule: messenger RNA, 1529 nt
Organism: Ochotona princeps (American pika)
Lineage: Eukaryota; Metazoa; Chordata; Mammalia; Lagomorpha; Ochotonidae
Gene: NKX3-1
Product: NK3 homeobox 1
Exons: 2
Coding region: 69-800 (243 amino acids)
Biological process (GO): regulation of transcription by RNA polymerase II; cell differentiation
Cellular component (GO): nucleus
Molecular function (GO): RNA polymerase II cis-regulatory region sequence-specific DNA binding; DNA-binding transcription factor activity, RNA polymerase II-specific
Source: RefSeq, a predicted model, not a curated record
CGGGGCGGUGUAAAGUGAAAGCGGUGCGGGCGCGGCGCUGGUGGCGGGGCCUCAGCCGAGCCGCGGGGAUGCUCAGGGCUUGCGAACCGCGGCGGCCCAAGGAGGCGGAGGAGGCCGGCUGCAGCUCCAGGACCACUCCGCCAGUCCAAUCCAAACCGCUUACCUCUUUCCUAAUCCAGGAUAUCCUGCGGGACCACACAGGACGGCGUGGUGGCCACACCUGCAGCCCGCAGUCCCCGCGCCUCAGGGAUCCAUCACCGGACCCAGGGCCGGAGCCCGCAGGAGAAAGAGGCUGCGCCGGGGAGCCAGAGGAGAAGCCGAACACGGGGUCCAGAGCCGCGCUCGGGGAGGCCGAGACGCUUGCGGAGACCGAGCCAGCUAGGCACUUUGAGACCUAUCUGCUAGACUGUGAGGACACGGCAGGCACCUUCCCAACAAGCCUUCCGCAAACUGCCAAGCAACCACAGAAGCGCUCGCGAGCCGCCUUCUCCCACACUCAGGUCAUCGAGUUAGAGAGGAAGUUCAGCCAUCAGAAAUACCUGUCAGCCCCAGAAAGAGCACUCCUGGCCAAGAACCUCAAACUCACAGAGACCCAAGUGAAAAUAUGGUUCCAGAACAGACGUUACAAGACUAAGCGGAAGCAGCUCACCUCGGACCUGGGUGAGCUGGAGAAGCGCACCUCACUGCCGGCCCUGAAGGAGGAGGGAUUCUCACAGGCCUCCCUGGUCUCUGUGUAUAGCAACUACCCGUGCUACCCCUAUCUUUACUGCUUGGGCGGCUGGAGCCCUGCUUUCUGGUAGAAUCAGCCCAGAUGUCAGCUGGGUGUUCCCAAACUGCCUAGCCAUAGGGAGUUUCUCUCUGGAAAACCAAAGGGGCCAAGAUCAGGGAACACUGGGGAACUAUAGGGAUGCAGAUCAAAGCCAUUGGAGGUUUCGGUGCAAAUUCCAGAUUCAUCACCAGUGAACCCAUAAAGAUUCAGGGCAGUGCAUAUUUUAAUGCCCAAGUAAUUCCUGCAUUAUGUAGUGUAAGUCAUUGUUGCUUUUAGCUUCUGAUUUGAAGGGGAGCGAGAAAGUCAAGUGCUGUUUCUACUACCUUAUUUAAUUUUGGUUGUGGUACUGGCAAUCACUCCUGGGGUUCUGUUUGUUGCAAGUCCCUCUUCUUGUGUCACCAACUUUGAACAAGCAAAGCCACAAGGGUGAAAGGACACCCCAGAUGGGGAUGCUGCCUACUGAAUUAAAGUUCAAAUCAAAGCCUCUUGUUGGCCUUGGAUGGUGGCCCACAUUAUGCUGUGUGCCUGGGAGAGGGGGUGGUAGGGGGUCUCAAGGAGAACUGUGAUCUGCAUAGAUGAGCAUGGGCUGUGGAAAUGGGAGGGAAGAGAUGAAAACAGCAGCUUCUUCUUUUUAACGCGUAUGCCAAUGUUAGUAUUUACAGGAUGGCCAACACAGAACAAGAUGCACUUGCUGGGUUUUUAAGACAGGCUGUGUAAAUAAAGCUCUACAGCAAGGGCAAGGGCAUGCCAGAAGAUUCUC